AUGAAAGCCCCGCAACGGGCAGGGGGGCGAACGGACCAGAUGCUGGGGGCCAUGGGGGAUAUCCUGACCUCGCUGGCCCUACCCAGCCAACACUGGCUUCCAGACCUGUGUUCACAGGAGCAAGCAGCCGAGAUGCAACCUCAGGCCAGCAGUGCUGGGGAGAUUUCUGCAGACAGCAGGGGACAACAUCAAGAGCCACCACCUCCGCAUGAAGCUGUGGGAUCCAGAGAUGCUGAAGUUCAAACUACGGCCACCUUGGAAGAAGAUCCAUACACCAUUGCAGGCAGCGAUGGCAGCAUCUCUGCCUCGGUGGCCUCGAUCCAGCCCCAAGCAUCCAGCAGUUCCGCUCCCAGUUCGCCUGGCUCCCGCCAUUCCGUCAGCACCCUCAAGAAAUGGCUGACCAACCCCGUGCGUAAGCUAAGUGCCGGGGGGCUCCCUCGGGGCGACCGCCCGCUCAGGAAGGCAGAGGGCCGGAUGAGGCGGCACGGGCGUCAGGAGAAUUGCAAGAGCAUUGACUUGGGCUUGCUGGGCCAAGUGGAGGGACCCUUUGCCGUUCCACGGGAGUCAGUUGCUACGGAUGGUAACUCUCACCUCCCGGACCUUUCUCUGCUCUCCAGCUUGCUCGAAGGGGAUGGCUCAGGGAAACACACCCAGGGCCCUGACCCUUCUCCGCUCCCCAGCGACCACCAAAGCCCUGAGCCCCCCUCAGAAACCCCUCUGCAGCCCCUCGCCUCUGAGGAACAGGAAGAGGAGGAGAGGCGCAGUGCCUUAGAAAAGAGUAUGUUUGUUCUCAGGGAGUUGAUUGAGACAGAGAAGAUGUACGUGGAGGACCUGGGACAGAUUGUGGAGGGCUACAUGGCGACUAUGAAUGCUCGUGGCAUCCCGGAAGAUAUGAAGGGCAAAAACAAGAUAGUCUUCGGGAAUAUCCACCAGAUUUACGACUGGCACAAAGAUUACUUCCUCAAGCAGCUGGAGAAGUGUUUGGAGGACCCUGAUCUCCUGGCCGAGCUAUUCAUAAAGCACGAGCGCCGUUUGCACAUGUAUGUUGUUUACUGUCAGAACAAACCCAAAUCUGAGCAUAUUGUCUCCGAGUUCAUCGAUACUUACUUUGAGGAACUGAAGCAGGAACUGGGGCACCGUUUGCAACUCAAUGACUUGCUCAUCAAGCCUGUACAGCGGAUCAUGAAGUACCAGCUGCUUCUCAAGGAUUUCCUGAAGUACUAUGGCAAAGCUGGGAAGGACACAGGACAGCUGGAGAAAGCUGUGGCAGUGAUGUGCUUCGUUCCCAAACGUUGCAAUGACAUGAUGAAUGUGGGUCGUCUCCAGGGCUUUGAGGGGAAACUGACGGCACAGGGAAAGCUGCUGCAGCAAGACACCUUCUGGGUGACGGAGCAGGCAGGUGGCAUCCUGGCACGGGGCCGAGAGCGCCGCAUCUUUCUCUUUGAACAGAUUGUUAUCCUAAGCGAGACACUGGAGCGGCGGCGUGGUCCGUAUGCCCCCCCAGCCUACACCUUCAAGAGCAGCAUCAAGGUAAGCUGUUUGGGUUUGGAGCCUUGUGUGGACAAUGAUCCCUGCAAAUUUGCACUGAUCUCUCGUGGUGCAGAACGGGGCACCAUCCGUUAUGUACUGCAGGCAGCAACGCCAGAGAUUGCCCAGGCCUGGGUGGCCGACAUCAACCUCAUUUUGGAGACGCAACGUGACUUCCUCAAUGCACUGCAAUCACCCAUAGAGUAUCAGCGUCGGGAGAGCAAGACCCACAGCCUUGGAAGGACAGGAAGCCCUCUUCCAUCCCUGCCUGGCGGAUCUGUCCGGCCCCACUCUUCAGCCUCAGUGGACCAGAAUAAGGGAUCCAGUCUUCAAACCCACAAUGCCUCCCUACCUUCCCUUUACCUUCCGGAUCCACCCCAAGCUGAGCACUCCCCCUAUGUCCAGCCAGUGCACAGCCAAAGCUCUCCAGGAACUGGCCUGGUGCACACACCUUCGGAUGGCUCUGAAUCACAGCCCCCCCAUGACCCCCCACAGGAGUCUCUGCACAUGGCCCCAACUGAGGACGACGCUAGACUUCUGCUUCCCGACCCUGAUUUCCUGGAUGUACGUUUCCCUCAAGGCAAUGCACGGCUUGCCAAACUUGAUGAGGACGAGCUGUGACUUUCAGACUUUGGGACAACCCCUGUCAGGUCCAGGGAUUUAACAAUUAUGAAAACUGAACUGGCUCUACCUUCCUCCGUCUUCUUUCCUCUCUCUGGCAUUUCUGGGGGCUAGAAAGAGACACAGCAGCAGUAGCCCCAGUAUGGGAUCUCUUGCUGCCCUCUAGCCCUGCUCAGUUGGCCUAGGCAUUCUCUCCCUAUAUGAAGUGCAGGACCCUCACAGUGGGACUAGAGAAUGCAGCAGGGGACCCUUCUCUGGGCCCCAGACCCCUGUAUAUGCAUGCUGUGGGGUUCUAGGGGCUUCGGGUCCGGGCUCUUGGAAGAUGAGGUUGGAUCAUGUGAAAUGAGAAUUUUUAUUUUGUUGGUUGUAAUAAUAAAGAUUUUAGUUAAAACAAACAAACGAGACUGUCACUGCAGGGACCUGCAUUAUCCAGGGAUGCUGAUACAACUUGGGAGUUCCACAGGAGUUUCUGUUUUUAUUUCUGGAUCUGUCAUGCAGAUGCUUCAAUGAGUCAGUUGGGUGCU
Eublepharis macularius is the source of this 2672-nucleotide messenger RNA. It is a transcript of the gene ARHGEF25, whose product is annotated as Rho guanine nucleotide exchange factor 25. Gene Ontology annotation, molecular function: guanyl-nucleotide exchange factor activity. Gene Ontology annotation, biological process: axon guidance. Gene Ontology annotation, cellular component: plasma membrane; cytoplasm. The transcript has 17 exons. Bases 1 to 2148 code for a protein of 715 amino acids. The record is from RefSeq and is a predicted model, not a curated record. Lineage: Eukaryota; Metazoa; Chordata; Lepidosauria; Squamata; Eublepharidae.